Messenger RNA from Chelonus insularis, 1092 nucleotides. It is a transcript of the gene Josd, whose product is annotated as josephin-2-like. Gene Ontology annotation, biological process: protein deubiquitination. Gene Ontology annotation, molecular function: cysteine-type deubiquitinase activity. Lineage: Eukaryota; Metazoa; Arthropoda; Insecta; Hymenoptera; Braconidae. The record is from RefSeq and is a predicted model, not a curated record. The coding region runs from base 202 to 939 and encodes 245 amino acids. The transcript has 3 exons.
AUAGCAACAAAAACUUGAACCCACGUAACUAACGUACACAAACUUAGCUUUUUUAUCAAAGAAAAAGUGUAUUUACAUAUCAAUAUCUAGGAAAUAACCUUCGUUAGGAAUACUCUCAUUAUUUAUUGGCAUUAAACGUAUAUUAAAUCGUCAUAAAUUUUUUUUUUCUCUACAAAUAGUGCAAAUUAUGUAGUUAUCGUAAUGGUUGUAUUAAGUUUAGAAACAGAUAUGACAGGAGCGAUAUAUCAUGAAAGACAGGUGAAGGAGUUGUGUGCUUUGCAUGCUUUAAACAAUUUAUUUCAAGAGAGAGGUUUUAGUAAACAAGAAUUAGAUCAAAUCUGCUACGGAUUGAGUCCAGAUGUAUGGAUUAAUCCUCAUAAAUCCUUACUUGGACUUGGAAAUUAUGAUAUUAAUGUCAUUAUGGCUGCUUUACAAAAAAAAGGCUGUGAAGCUAUUUGGUUUGAUAAGCGCAGAGAUUUAAAUACUCUUUGCUUAGACAACAUUGAUGGGUUUAUCCUCAAUGUCCCUACUGAAUAUAAAUUAGGAUUUGUAUUAUUGCCACUUAAGAAGAGACACUGGAUAGCUCUCAGGAAAAUUCAUGAUACUUUUUACAACUUAGAUUCAAAAUUAGAUUCUCCGCUAUUAAUUGGAAAAAAUGAAGAAUUAUUAAUGUACUUAAAGGAUCAGAUACAGAGUAAAGAGAAAGAAUUGUUUCUCGUUGUUUCACAUGAUGUUGCUAGUAGCCAAGAUUGGCUAAUAAAAAAAAAUAAAUGCAACAAAUGCCUGGAGGAUGAAAAUAGUCUGUAUAUUGAGGACCAAAGUGAUGAAAAAAUUCGAUACAUUGAAGAUCUUGCAAGUGAUCUAGACCUAGACUGUUCUGAGUCUAAAAAUAAAGAAAAUAAUGAACAAAAUGAAGAUAAAAACCAAAGCUCUAGAUAAUUUAUAAAAAAUGUUAUAGAUGAAAUUUAACAUAACGCAAAUAAAAUUUCCAAUCGAUAUGUAAAUACACAUUGUAAAAUUAAAAGUCGUGAUGUGCUUUUGUAUUUUAUCUCAAGUCAAAACCAUUACAUUAUAUAUCGUUUGAUAUAAAAA